Eublepharis macularius is the source of this 2229-nucleotide messenger RNA. RefSeq names its product smoothelin like 1 (gene SMTNL1). Gene Ontology annotation, molecular function: protein binding. Gene Ontology annotation, cellular component: filamentous actin; microtubule organizing center. Bases 257 to 1828 code for a protein of 523 amino acids. Gene Ontology annotation, biological process: actin cytoskeleton organization. The transcript is spliced from 9 exons. The record is from RefSeq and is a predicted model, not a curated record. Lineage: Eukaryota; Metazoa; Chordata; Lepidosauria; Squamata; Eublepharidae.
UGAGAAAAGUGGUGCUGGCCUGGUGGCGGGGGGAGAAGGCAGCCUGCGAAACGGCCAGGAGAAGGAAGCUUGAACAGGAGACAGCAAAGCAGACAGAGCGAAAAAACAAACCAUUCAGUAGGUGCUGCCUCAUUUCCAAUGUUCCAUCUUUCACUUGCAGUCAUCAGUGGGACCUGUUUGUGUACGUGUCUAGAACUGGAGCUAGAAGUGGCCGUCUGCUUCAUAUUCCACUGAAAAAACAAAGAAAGUGGACGUCAUGGAAGCUGAAGGCACCAAGGAGCAGGGGGAGGCCCAGAAGAGUGAUGACCUAGGGCAGACAGAAAACUCAGGGGAGGCUCAGGCAGAAGCUCAGACAGAGGUAGGGAAAGCAGAGGCCGCUGAGAAUGAGGCUAAGGGAGAAAGUGAGGCAGGGAAAGAAGAGGCUGCUGGGAAUGAGGCUAAGGGAGAAAGUGAGGCAGGGAAAGAAGAGGCUGCUGGGAAUGAGGCUAAGGGAGAAAGUGAGGCAGGGAAAGCAGAGGCCGCUGGGAAUGAGGCUAAGGGAGAAAGUGAGGCAGGGAAAGAAGAGGCUGCUGGGAAUGAGGCUAAGGGAGAAAGUGAGGCAGGGAAAGCAGAGGCCGCUGGGAAUGAGGCUAAGGGAGAAAGUGAGGCAGGGAAAGCAGAGGCCGCUGGGAAUGAGGCUAAGGGAGAAAGUGAGGCAGGGAAAGCAGAGGCCGCUGGGAAUGAGGCUAAGGGAGAAAGUGAGGCAGGGAAAGCAGAGGCCGCUGGGAAUGAGGUGAAGGGAGAGGGUGAGGCAGGGAAAAUUGAGGCUGCUGGGGGUGAUGUGAAGAGAGAAAAUGAACCAACAGGAAAAGCUUUGGGUGAUGAGGAGGGACAGGAACCUGAAAUUACAGAGAAAGUGAAGGGAGAAAGGGAAAUCAGCCAAGGAGGCCAGGCAGAGAUUGAAGAUAAGGUGGCUGUGGGUGUAUCUGGAACAGAGCCCAAGGAAGAAGCUUAUAGAAACCUAGAAGAACUGCAGAAGGAAGAAGCAGCUGACACCUUGGAAAAUAAUUCCAGCAUCCUCCGCAGUGAGGGCCGAACAGGCAGCACUUCAGAUGAACCCCUCUCACCAGAGCCAGGGGAUGAAGAAGAGUACUGGCCAGAAUUCUCUGCAAACUCUCCCGAGGAAGGCCCAGAAAGUCCCACAGGAUUCAAAAGUUUGGAGAAAGGUGGCACCACUUCAGGCACAACAGCUGCAGAAACUGCUACUGGGAACACUACCAGCACUGAAGCAGCCUCUCAAGGGAAUCAAGAGCAGCACCCUGCAGCUGAGGGAACAGCCCCUGCUAAGGAGAAAAAGAAGAGGCCUGUAUUUGACCGAAGGGAGCUAACCAGACCACGUAUGCCACCCAGAGCUCAGUCCCGCAAAGCCAUUGUGGAGAAGUUUGGAGGGGCAGCAAGUGGUCCUGCCCCCAAUAUUAAGAGGAUGGGAGGUGCAAACACUGUGAAGAACAUGUUGCUGGAGUGGUGCAGGGCCAAGACUCGUGGUUAUGAGCAUGUGGACAUUCAAAACUUUUCCUCUAGCUGGAGCAGCGGGCUGGCCUUUUGUGCUCUCAUCCACAAAUUCUUCCCAGAUGCUUUCGACUAUGCUGCUCUUGACCCUGCAAAGCGCAGAGAAAAUUUUGCCCUGGCCUUCUCCACUGCCGAGAAGCUUGCAGACUGUGCUCAGCUUUUGGAUGUGGAGGAUAUGGUGCAUAUGAGUGUCCCUGAUGCCAAAUGCAUCUACACCUAUAUCCAGGAGCUUUAUCGCAGCCUGGUACAGAAAGGACUGGUGAAGACAAAGAAGCAGUGAAAAGCGAUGGCAGGUUUAUACCAGCCAGCCAGCUGGAAACUACAGAGGAAAGUUUGGGACAGAAUACGUCCUGGGUGAAGCCCUGUCUCCAUUCUGUGAUUUCCUGCACACAGCACUAGACUGAACAGCAGUAGAUUUUCCCCUGUUGUGCUGAAGUCUAGAACACAGACACUUGAUCAGUAUAUAUGCCUCUGAGAUACUUAGGGAAGAGAUUUCCUGGUAUCACCUUCAUGACAGAGGCAAUAAUCUCCAAGUCUGACUUCCAUGAAAGCAAAAAUGACAUCUGUUCCAAGCAGACACAUCUUAGAAUGAGCAAAUCCUCUUCUGCAGCAGCCUAUCCUCCCAGCACUGCUUCUUACAGAACACUUGUAUCUAUUAAAGCAAAAAUGUUGUGAACCAAA